Chara braunii is the source of this 2714-nucleotide messenger RNA. Lineage: Eukaryota; Viridiplantae; Streptophyta; Charophyceae; Charales; Characeae. The record is from the annotation of a GenBank genome assembly.
UCAUGCACCUAUCACCAUGGUUGACCUUCGCAAUGGGAAGAGCACCAUCCCCUAUAGCAAGGCUCAAGAGGAGCAAACCGCCGCCAUCCUUAGAGAGAGAAAGGAGAGAAAGGAGCUCAUUAGACAGGCGAAGAUGAAGAUGAUAGCAGAGGAGCAGGUUCUGUAAAAACCCGCUCCACUAAAUGGAAGCUUGAGAGAAUGAAGGCUGCAGUAGAGGAAGAGAUUGAAGAGGAGCAAUCGGAAGAAGAGCCCCUCAUAAGAAGAGGCAUGGGUGGAAGAGGAGAAAGUGGUGGCACGAAGGAAGAUGACCCGUGGGUAGAGAAGAGGAUAUUUGAGUGGGUGGCUAAUUUAUCGUUAGGAGAAGAUGAGGCGGCGAUGCUAUAUCUACCUCAGGAGGAGAAGGAAGCAGCGAUUAGGGAGAUCGAAGCAACAAGUGAUCCCCUAGAGCGCCAGACAACAGAAAAUGAGAAGAAGUUGGACUGGAAGUUGCGCCUGGCGAGGGAGAAGAAGAGGAGGACGAAGGAAGCCAACCGGGUGGCUAGAGAAGUGGAAAGUUUACAGACUUGUAGACAGGAAGUAGAGGCCCAGCCUGACAUUCAGGCCAAGUUGGACAAGAUCAUUGGGAGCAUCGAGCUCUUAGGUAGGGCUUGGACUGAGCAUCAUCAGUCUGUUAGGGCCCAAGACAUGGCCCUCCACUCCAUCCAGUCCGGUUUUAGAGAAUUUGCACGAGAUGUGAUGACGCAUGUAGGGACCGAGGUUAGAAAGCUAAAUGAGGGCGCAGAGAAAUUCUGCGCAGGCGCCAUCGAGGGCGCCAAAGUAGUGGUCGCUGCAGAGAUGGAAGUGCGUCCCUGCAAAGAGCCUGUUAAGCUUAAGUUUCCCGACUCUUAUGGCGGGAAGGAGGAGGAAAACUUUGACAAUUGGGAGGGUAGUAUUAACACUUACGUGUAUCUCCAACACAUUGUGCUUGAGGAACAAGUCCUCGUAGCCUUCCAUGCUUUAAAAGAUGACGCGACUAGUUUUGUCAGGUCCCUCGCGCGAGCAGCCGAUUGUGAAAAGAAUAUGGUUGCAUAUUCCAAACUCACCCCUCUUCACAAAUUCAUUAAACUCCUUAGAGAGAGAUUUGCAGACGUCACGCAAGGCGUCAGGGCCUUUGAUAAACUGCAAACGAUCCACUCGCGGCAGUGGAAGAGUGUAAGGGCACUCAAAGCACUUAUGGAUGAUUUAGUAACCAUCCUAGACCAGGGGGUCAUUGAGACCCAGUUAGUUAAUUUAUUAUAUCAUGCCAUGCCAGAGCCCUUACGAGGCCAUUUCUUUGAGAAGACUCUACAGUCCACCAUCACGUACGACACGUUAAGUAAGGAGGUGGUCCUGUUUGAGGCCAAAUCCAUGCCAGUGCCCACUUUUUGGCAUAAGGAUUUAGAUAAGGGGAAAAAGUGGAAGGGUCGUACCAUCUCUGGUCAGGUAUGGGCAAAGGAUCACCUGAUCCUUGCUUUAGAUGAGGGUGGUACUGAUGAAGUCCCCUACAGUCAGAUAGAGUGGGGGCUUGAGGAGGAAGAUAGUAGUGUAGGUCAGGCGAGGACCUACGCUGCUGUCGCAGCUGGAGGGAGGCCGCAAAGUAGAGGAGGAGGCCAGGGCCAAGGGGGCCUAGCCAAGGGUGGUCGAGGUCCGGGCGCACAGGGGGGUGGCGGCCAAAGGAACCGCCAAGAGGGAGGUAGGGGUCAAGGUCCCCCGCCGAAUCGAUCGGGGCCUAGUCGAUCACCACAGCGCAGAGGUGGAGGAUCACCUCAAUGGAGAGGAGGUUGGCACCCAGGUUGGCCACAGGGUCGAGCUUGGGGAAGAUCUGGGCUUGGACCAGAGAGUGUGGCAGCAGCGAAUGGAGCAGGGGCAGUGCAUCUAUUGCGGUUGCUCAAGAAGGAUGCAAUCUGGAAGUGGGACAAAGAUUGUACCUCCGCUCUUAAGAAGUUAAAGCGAGCGUUGAUAGAGUACCCUGUCCUCAAGGUGGCAGAUCCGUCCUUGCCAUAUGUCAUCACCACAGACGCAAGUCAGUAUGGUAUAGGUGAUGUGUUGCAGCAGGACGACGACAAUGGCUAUAGACCCGUAGAGUUUAUGUCAGCAAGGAUGCCUUCAAAGAAAGUAGCUACCUCGACUUAUGAGAGAGAACUCUACGCUCUCAGGCAGGCCUUAGAGCACUUGAAGCAUUACUUGCUUUGGAGGCACUUCAAAGUUUAUUCAGACCACGAGACCCUUACGCAGGCCAAGAUGACACCUAAGCUAACUAGGUGGGCCUCUGAGAUAGAUCAGUAUGACUUUGAGCUCAAACCAGUCAAAGGCAAGUAUAAUGUAGUUGCGGAUGCUCUAAGUAGGAGAUCAGAUUACUUAUGAGUUAUAGUUCACUAUCUAGAUAUAGGGAGAGACCUGCAAGAGAAAGUAAGACAGGCGUAUGCGCAGGACCCUAUUUACAGUGACCUUCUCAAGAAAGUUAAGGAGGCCCCAGAGACUGAACCAGAUAAUCGCGCUAGAUUACGACGCUACAAAGGGAUUACUGUUCGAGAAAACCAAUGUAGUAGACCGUCUGUGCGUUCCUAAUAAUGAGGAGAUCCGUAGUUUGAUCCUCGGGGAAUGCCACGACACAAAGGGACAUUUCGGUUGGCAAAAGACUUCAGCCAAUCUGAUGCAUGCGUAUACUUGGCCAGGAAUGAAAGCUGACUACAUAG